Phaethon lepturus (White-tailed tropicbird) is the source of this 759-nucleotide messenger RNA. It is a transcript of the gene AASDHPPT, whose product is annotated as aminoadipate-semialdehyde dehydrogenase-phosphopantetheinyl transferase. The transcript has 5 exons. The record is from RefSeq and is a predicted model, not a curated record. The annotation marks the transcript as partial. Gene Ontology annotation, molecular function: magnesium ion binding; holo-[acyl-carrier-protein] synthase activity. Gene Ontology annotation, cellular component: cytosol. NCBI's taxonomy places the organism in Eukaryota, Metazoa, Chordata, Aves, Phaethontiformes, Phaethontidae.
GCUGGUCGCCUGCUGAUACGGAAGUUAAUCGCAGAGAAGUUGUGCAUACCUUGGAAUGAAAUACACUUGCAAAGGACAUCAAAAGGAAAACCUUUCCUGGCAAAUAAUGUAUUCAGUAUCUAUUCAAAUUACAACUUCAAUGUCUCUCAUCAAGGCGAUUUUGCAGUUCUUGCAGCUGAGCCUGAGCUUCAAGUUGGCAUUGAUGUUAUGAAGACUAAUUUACCAGGUAGUAGCUCGAUUCCAAAUUUCUUUCACAUCAUGAAGCGACAGUUUACUGAAACAGAGUGGGAUGUAAUCAAGUCUAUGAGUAAUGAAUGGAUGCAGCUGGAUAUGUUUCAUCGGCACUGGGCCUUAAAGGAAAGCUUCUUAAAGGCUAUUGGAGUCGGAAUUGGCUUUAACUUGCAAAGAAUUGAAUUUAAUGUUUCCCCAUUGCAACUGGAAAUAGGGAAGGUGUAUAAGGAGACAAAAAUGCUUCUGGAUGGAGAUCAAGAAGAAGAGUGGACAUUUGAGGAAACCCGGUUAGAUGACCGUCAUCAUGUUGCAGUGGCUCUUGGGAAGCAGGAGGGAUUUGGACAGAAUCAUUCUGAUGUACAUUCCACGGAGCCUAACCAUCCACAGUUUACAUUAUUGACUUUUGAAGAAUUAGUUGCAUCUGGCAUUCCAGUCGCACCUGAAGAUUCUGCAUAUUGGGAUAAUUUUUGUUCUAAGGAGGAGAGUCCAGUGAAACAGAAUUCACAUUCAAGAGAAAAAUGCUUAUAA